Messenger RNA from Hibiscus syriacus, 2456 nucleotides. Its product is annotated as transcription factor bHLH143-like. Gene Ontology annotation, molecular function: protein dimerization activity. The transcript is spliced from 4 exons. Lineage: Eukaryota; Viridiplantae; Streptophyta; Magnoliopsida; Malvales; Malvaceae. The coding region runs from base 911 to 1993 and encodes 360 amino acids. The record is from RefSeq and is a predicted model, not a curated record.
CUCUUUUGACUGUUACCCCCAAAUAUCUCUGUUCCAGGAAGACGAAAAAAACUUCUCCAGGCUUCAAAAAUAUCCCUUUCUCUUACUGCAGCUUAAGGAUUGUAGGAGCAAUUUUGUGAUUCUUUUGAUUGAGAGUUUUUGGGUUUCUUAUCCUCUUUUCUUUCCUGAUUAUAGGUUGGUUUUGCUGGGAGAGGAAGUAAACAGUGGCUAUUUGCGGCGAAGAAGAAACAGCAUGCGUUGGUGGUUGAGUCUUUCAGUCGACGUGUUUCGAAAAGUCAUCUCCUUGAACUUGUAUUGUAGAGUGAUUCUGUAAUUCCAUAAUACAUCAUCUUCAAGAUCCACCUUUUGAAAUUUAGUUAGUAUUAGUAUUCUAUCCUCCAUGGGAUCCACUUUUUUCAUCGUCGUUCCUUGUUAUGUCCGCCAGAUUAGCUGAAAAUCUUUAAACACAUUGCUCAAAUUUCUAAUCCAAGAAUUAUCAUUAGUAGUAGCGGUAGUGGUGGUUGUUCAGUUUUUGUUGAUCUAGAAACGGAUCUUGGGGGGUUUUGAAUACGUUUUCGUACCCGGAAGACCCUCUUUUUUUGGUAUCACAUCGAAGGGUUAGGACGUAGUUAUGGUUUGCCAAGCAGCAAGUCAAACAAGAUUCCGGGCAUUGAAGUAUGAAAAUGGUAUUGCGGGGAGUGCCACCAUUGUAGUUAGAGUCAUAGCAUGCUUUCAACCUCUUCAAGAUUGCCAGGCCGAAUAUUUCCGUCAUUUGCUUAAGCCAGUUACGUAGGUUGCUUUUUUUCGUUUUCGCGUUCAAGUUAAGCUGGAAUUUUUAGUUCUAUUUUCCCCUUUGGUUUUGAGAGAAACUGCUUUUUAACUGCCAUUUCCAUUGCUUCAGCAUUCGGUUUCUGGUGAUUGUUCCCGUUCAAUGGGAGAAGGCCGUGGAUCCGGGUCUCCUCAGCUGCGAUUUGAUAGGCAAUCACCCAUCUUGAACUCUUUGCCUACUCCACUUCCUUUUGGGCUGCAAAGUACUAAUCCUCCAUUCAUGAGCCUUCGCACUAAUAUGGUGUCCUCUGCUGGGACUUCGCCGGUUUAUGUGAAUCCGGAAUUGCCUCUCUUACGGGUUAGCCAAGGUUAUGAACCUCGUGGCUGGUUUUACUGUUUACCCCGAUUUCGACAGGUGUUUGAACCUGCUUUAAACUCUUUUGUGAAAGAGCAACCCCUAGCUAUUGCAUAUGAAAAUUGCAACGAAUGUGGUACUGGUAUCCUCAAAGCAGGGCCUGGGGUUGCAGAGAAGAGAUUCCUUGUUUUCGAUCAGUCUGCUGAUCAAACCACCCUGAUUCUUAGCUCUGCAUUUGAGACUCCUACCAAGUUCCUGACUUCUUGGGGUCCAAAAUCUCCUGUUGCUUGUAACUUUAACGUGGAAGAUCCCAUAGCUAAAGUAAAUGGGAAUAUUCAUUCUGGACCAAUAUCUACAGUUAUGGUUGAUGAAAAUGGGAUUGAUGUGCAAAGUGAAAUGCACGAGGACACUGAAGAACUCAAUGCAUUGCUUUACUCAGACGACGAUAGUGAAUAUACUGAUGAUGAUGAAGUUACGAGCACGGGUCAUUCUCCUAGUUCAAUGACUGCUCAUGAUGAGCAAUGUGAGGGAAGCUGUGAAGAUGUUGCAAGCUCUACAAGGCUAACUAAGAGAAUAAAGCUGCUUGAUGAUGAUGGAAGUAACAGUUAUUCACCGUUGCUGAUGGGCACGGCUAAUUCAGGGAAUCCUAACAAAAAUUCAGAAUACGAGGAUGAUGCAGAAUCCAGCUGUGCCAAUGGCCAAAGUCCUAGAUCAGUUGACAUGGAUUCUUCUUCAGGCAACAAGAGGAUGAGAAAGGAUAAAAUCCGUGAGACGGUGAGGGUUUUGCGAAGCAUAAUUCCAAGUGGAGAGGGAAAAGAUGUAGUUGUUGUUCUUGAUGAAGCUAUUGACUACUUGAAAUCCUUGAAACGCAGCCUAAACCUUGAGACCUAGUACUCGGUGAACUGCAACUGUUCGUACAAGUAGUAUCAGUGGUAGCUUCUGCCAUUGUUAAUGGAGCUCUAUGAAAUAAGUACAGACAAUCAGUUUAAGUUGGGAAACCAGUAGAAUUGGCUGAAGUCCGAGUCUAUUUGCUACAGAAAUCAGGAAUACUGCUGUGUAUAUUAUGGGCCAAUAAAGUAAGGUAAAUCAUUAGUCAUCAUCUUGGGGAUUAGAGAAAGUAAAACUCCCAGCUUGGAUGUGUGAAAGGGAAGACUGGUUAUUCUGGAGAGGGCCCUUUAAGCGCAUGCUGAUUAGGUGUUUUGGGUCAGUUUCUUCCUUUUUGUACUCUUGUCAAGUUUCAUGCUUGUGGGUUCCUUUUUCCUUGAUGCAGAAAAUUGCACGAGCAAAGAGUCUUCCCCCAUUUUCAUCAUAUGCAAUGCCACAAUUUGAAAGGGGGCCCCAUAUCUCACCAUCU